Molecule: messenger RNA, 12902 nt
Organism: Rhineura floridana
Lineage: Eukaryota; Metazoa; Chordata; Lepidosauria; Squamata; Rhineuridae
Gene: STARD13
Product: StAR related lipid transfer domain containing 13
Exons: 14
Coding region: 297-3623 (1108 amino acids)
Biological process (GO): signal transduction; regulation of Rho protein signal transduction; actin cytoskeleton organization
Molecular function (GO): GTPase activator activity; protein binding; lipid binding
Source: RefSeq, a predicted model, not a curated record
GAGGGAGGAGAAGGGCAGCGGGGAAGCCGCCGAGGAGCCGAGCGCCCCGCACAACCGCUGGCUGGGCACGCCAGCGGGACUCCGACGCGCCGGCCAGACCCCGCCACCCCCGCCGGCGGGAAGAAGAGGCGAUCCGUCCCCGUGGGAGCCCUCGAGGGGCGGCUGGGGCCAGGACGCGACGAGGCUUUGCUAGCCGCGCGUCGGCGGCUCCCCAUGUGGCUGAGCGUCUCUGGGACGAGGUUGCGGCCAGGGUUGAACCCGAGGGGCUGGAGGAAUGCGAAGCGGACGCCGCUAGGAUGAGCUGCAAGCGCCCCGCCGCCAAGCCUCAGCUGCGGAGAUCCUUCAGCGAGCAGCUCCGGGAGUCCACCGCCAAAGCCUGGGAUUUACUCUGGAAGAACGUCCGGGAGAGGCGGCUGGCAGAAAUUGAAGCAAAGGAGGCCUGUGACUGGUUACGAGCUGCUGGGUUCCCACAGUAUGCACAACUGUAUGAAGAUUCCCAGUUUCCAAUUGACAUUGCUGCCGUAAAGAAAGAUCAUGAUUUUCUUGACAAGGAUCUUGUAGAACCUCUUUGUAGACGUUUGAAUACACUGAACAAGUGCGCCUCAAUGAAACUCGAUGUGAACUUCCAAAGGAAAAAGAGUGAAGACUCUGAUGAAGAAGAUCUUUGUGCCAUCAGUAACAAAUGGACUUUCCAAAGGACAAGUCGAAGAUGGUCUCGUGUGGACGACAUUGGCACUUUACUUCAUCAGUCAGAGAAGCAUGGGUCCUUGGGGGAUAUUAAAAUGAAAAUCACCACCAGCAGUGAAAGUGUGCUUACUGAUCUGAGUGAACCUGACAUCUCAUCCAUUCACAGUGAGAGUAGCGGCGGAAGUGACCACAGAAGUCAGUCUGGAGCCAGUAACCUUCUCAGGGAGACAUUUGACCGUUCAGGACAAUACUGUACAGAAAACACUGUUACGCAUGACUCCGCCUCAGUUGGUGCUACCCCUUCCCAGCCUCCAGAAGACUCUAUUAACCUUGGGAAUGAGAAACCAACACGAGCCAGAGCUAAAACCUUUCUAAAGCGCAUGGAGACACUAAAAGCCAAAGGUGCACAUGGAAAAUUUAAAAGCUCUGGAAGGACUAGUGGCUUAGUAAUAAGUAAGCCUGUUUUUCAGCAUGAACCAAAAACCUUAAAGGACAUGCAAAGUGUCCAAAUUGGGAAUGGAGACCUCCAGAACAUAGCAUCCCAAGACCCAGUCAAACAAGGGUUUUCCUUCUCUGCUAAAUCCAGCAGUGAGAGUAGCCAAUCAGAGAUUAGCAGUAGUGGUAUAAGCACACCCUCCUUAAAGGAACGCAAAUAUCAUGAAGCAAAUAAACGAGGUGGCAUGUACCUGGAGGACAUGGAUGUUCUUGCAGGAGCAGCGCUGAGGCAAGUGAUAGAUCAAAAUCAUAGAAAUGACUUUCAUUCCCAAGAGAACCUAGUUGUUCAUAUUCCUAAAGACCACAAACCUGGGACAUUUCCUAAGGCACUUUCAAUUGAAAGCCUCUCCCCUACAGAUAAUAGCAACAAUGUGAACUGGAGGACAGACAGCAUUUCAUUAAGCAAUAAUAAGUGCUCAACACCUAAAGAGGCCAUGCCACUUGCUUCCUGUCCAAAGGAGAGUCGAGUUAGCAUUUAUGACAAUGUUCCAGGUUCUCACUUGUAUGCCAGCACUGGAGACCUUCUAGAUUUGGAAAGAGAAAACUUUUUUCCUCAUCUGGAUGAUAUUUUGCAGCAUGUCAAUGGUCUUCAAGAAUCUGUAGACGACUGGUCAAAAAAUAUAUUGCCAGAACUGAAAAACAGUGAUUUUUCAAUCGGUGAAUGUGGGUCUUUAUCAUUCCAGUCACCAGUUAAAAUUGCAUUAGACUUUGAACAGAAUUCUGUAUCUGAUGGCCGGACGACGCCUAGUGAUAUGGACAGAGAUGGGACAUCUCUCAAUGAAUCAGAAGCUACUGGUGUCGGGGACAGAAGAGACUCUGGUGUCGGAGCGUCUCUCACCAGACCAAACAGGCGAUUACGUUGGCAUAGUUUCCAAAUCUCUCACCAACUGAGCCAUGCCAUAGGAUCACUACAGAUCAGUAGUCAGUCAGCUGCUCAGUUAAAUCUGCUGCAAAAAUUUUCUCUGCUUCGUCUUACUGCCAUCAUGGAAAAAUACUCCACGUCAAACAAGCAUGGCUGGACAUGGUCUGUACCAAAGUUCAUGAAGAGGAUGAAAGUUCCAGACUACAAGGAUAAGAACAUAUUUGGUGUGCCUUUAAUAGUCCAUGUUCAAAGAACAGGGCAGCCCCUUCCACAAAGCAUACAACAAGCGCUACGCUAUUUACGCAACAAUUGUCUGGAUCAGGUGGGUCUUUUCCGAAAGUCAGGUGUGAAAUCUCGAAUACAGGCCCUACGUCACAUGAAUGAAAGCUCUCCUGAAAAUGUCAGCUAUGAAGACCAAUCGGCGUAUGAUGUAGCAGAUAUGGUAAAGCAGUUUUUCAGGGACCUCCCUGAGCCUCUGCUCACUAGCAAGUUAGGAGAAACUUUCCUUCACAUAUAUCAGUAUGUUCCAAAAGAACAACGGCUUCAGGCAGUUCAGGCUGCCAUUAUGUUGAUGUCAGACGAAAACAGGGAGGUUUUGCAGACGCUGCUGUGUUUCCUAAAUGAUGUCACCUCUGUGGAAGAGAAUCAAAUGACUCCCAUGAAUAUAGCUGUGUGCUUGGCCCCGUCACUUUUUCACCUCAAUAUAGUAAAGAAAGAAAGCUCUCCACGAGUAAUACAGAAGAAAUACGCAACAGGGAAGCCUGAUCAGAAAGAUCUCAGUGAAAACCUGGCAGCAACUCAGGGACUUGCACACAUGAUAACAGAAUGUGAUAAGCUUUUUGAGAUCCCACAUGAGAUGGUAACACAGUCUCGGAAUUCCUAUGUUGAGGCUGAAGUGCAUUCUCCAACUCUGGAGGACCUGGGCAAGCAAAUGGAUGAAGAAGGUGGAAAUUAUCAGACCUACUUGGAAAGUCUUAUGCAGAACCUUUGUAAAGACGCUAAGGAGAAAUUCAAAGGAUGGGUUGCUCGUUCUAGCAUAGAAAAUACAGACCUGUGCUACAAAAAGGUUGGAGAUGGAAAUCCAUUAAGGCUAUGGAAGGCAUCUGUAGAAGUCGAGGCCCCUCCGUCUGUUGUGCUGAACCGUGUGCUAAGAGAACGGCAUCUUUGGGAUGAUGAUUUCUUGCAAUGGAAAAUCAUUGAAACGUUGGAUAAGCAGACUGAGAUCUACCAAUAUGUUUUGAACAGCAUGGCUCCCCAUCCUCCUAGAGACUUUUUAGUCCUCAGGACAUGGAGAAUGGAUUUGCCGAAGGGGAUGUGCAUAUUAGUGGCUGUCUCUGUAGAACAUGAAGAAGCACCUCUGAUGGGAGGUGUGCGAGCAGUUGUUAUGGAUUCCCAGUACUUAAUAGAGCCUUGUGGCUCUGGAAAAUCCCGCCUGACACACAUUUGCAGGAUUGACCUCAAAGGUCAUUCAUUAGAGUGGUACAACAAAGGCUUUGGACAUAUCUGUGCAGCUGAAGUUGCUAAUAUCAAGAAUUCAUUUCAACCGCUGAUUGCUGAGGGACCAGAAACAAAAAUCUGAGUGAUGGAGACCCUGCAAGUAUGGAAUUCCACAAACUAGAGCCACUGGAUUAUUUCAUUUGUGCAAUAACCAAGCAUGGAUUGCUUGGAAGGCUCUGCCAUGGUCUGGUAAUUUCACUCAGUUUCCCCCAUGUCCUGUAUCUGCUCCUUCAUUGAAGAACAUUUGCCCAAGAAAUUUCUUCAGGCUUUAUAAUCUGACUUGUUGACAUUUCGUUUGCAUUGCAUAAUUUUAAUAUUUAAAAGCUUCCGAGAAGCUUAUUUUAAAGUGUAAAUAAGAGAUGUAAAUAUUGUAUAGACUUCGCUAUGUAUAAUAUCUUCCUACACAGACACACACACAUAUAUAUAAUAUUAUGUAUAUAUAAUAAGUUUUGUAUAUAAGAUAGGGCUUUCUAGAAGAAUUUUUCUGCAUCUGUUUGGAAUUAUUUUCACUCUGCUAGAUCUCAAGAUCUCCCAGCUUUUGUAAACAGCAUUUGCUAUUAUUGUUAACACUAUGACAUCAUCAGUGUGAUGGCUAGCAACAACUGGAGUACUUAAGCCGACCCCAUGUUUGUACAGGUUAUAAGGAGAUGGGCAUGCUGGGUUGAGAAGGGGCCAUUAAGAGUUGAGAGAAGUGUAAUGAACAUUAGAAUAGCAGUCUGGUCAGAUAGAAAGUUAUCUCAUUAUCAUUUGGCAAACAAUCAUCUACAAUGGCCUGCAGAAGAUAGCAGCUGAAAAUAUAUGCCAAUUGCCUUUAACAAAAGGAACAGAGAAGUUACAGGAUCAGCUGAAAGCUUACUAUUUGGAAUAUUCAGAUAUUUACUACGACUAUUGGGCUAAUUCUUAGACACCAUGGUAACAAAGAAGUGCGUAGAACAGUUGAUGAACCAAGUGUUGAGCUUUUGUGCCACCACAAAAUGUGACAUUAAGAUCUUGCUUACCAAAACCAAUAACCAUUGCUUAGAAUUGCAGUGUAAGGGUGGGCCUUCAAACCAGAACAGUCUUGCCAUCCAUAGGGAUAUUCUAGAGCAAACAGUAUGUAGUUUAAGGCUUUGUGGCUUGAAAUCCUAGAGAUUUAGCUUUCAAUUCAGAGAAAAUUACUCAUUUAAGUUUCAUUGAAACAGAUGGAACUGGAAGUGAGCCUUUACUGGCCUAUGCGUAAUGAAAAUUAGUAAUAACAACAAAAUAAUUUCCAGACUCAUAAUGCUCACCUUCUAUAUGUGAAAAGCAUUGUAGCCCCAUAGUUUUUCUCUGGCUAGAAUUAUAAUCCAAGCUUGACAAGAACUCCUAACACACUCACUUCCAGCUGUUCCAGUGGCAGCAGAAGCAGGGGUGUAUGUCUGUCUACCUCCCUCCCUGGCACCUGGCACAAUCCUGCGGAAGCAUUUCAGGUACUACAAGCCUUUCAAAGAGCCAUUUUAUGGGACAGUGGCAGUCAAGAUGCUGCUGUGGCAGCAUUCCAAGAGCCAUGACAGGAAGGAGAAAGAAGCACUAGCCAGUAAAGUGGAGAAAUGAGAUACCUUUCACAGCAACAGCAACAGGCAGAGCAAUCCAACUCAGGGGAAGCUGGCAUACGUGGUGCCUGUGAAAGAGAAGCCAGCAUAAAGAUCCACCGCAUCCAAUUUCCGUUCAGGAGCUUCUGGGAUGGCUGAACGCCAGCUCUGCUGUAAGCUGCAUGCAGGGACCAGCAAAUAAAAGCCUGCUCUCCCAAAUACCCUGACCAGGGAAUAAGCCUUCUCCAUUAACUUAUAUUGUAUUUAUUUUCUUAGACUGAUUUUUUUCCUGGUGAAACUUUUGCCUGAAUUGGGACCUGUAGGAGUGCUCCAGACCCAAAUUGAAUGUGGCCCAAGUCCCCUCACCUCGGCCCCUCCCCUAACACACCCCAACACGCCCCUUUUUCAGGACUUACACCAACUUACACUGGCUUCACUUAUGCCAGUUUUGGCUGAGCCCUGGCUGAGCCGAGCUUCUGCCACUUCCAUCUCCCCUCAGCCCGGUGUAAAUGCUAAUUGGAUUGCGCCCUAGGUAAGGGAGUUCAAUGUAGUGGCGACAAGGGAGGAGGAUUUGUACUCUCUGCAUUGUGGUCCCAGUGCUGGGGGAUGUGAUGGAAACUUACCUAUUUUCCAACAUUGUAAAAAUUUGCACAGUUGGCCAAGCCCAUGCAAACUGAGCACAGAGAAGUUUGUCCAUUACUUGUGUUGUCUAAGUCGUCUCAUUGAUUUUAAUGAGGCUUAACAAUGACUGUCUCUGAGCUGGAGCUUUACCUUGGGAUAUAGCAACAGCCGUACCAACACAUUAGUAAGCAUGAUGUUGUACUAGCAUUGCAGCAAUUAGUUAGCACAAAAUGGGCUACUGGUCUAAAGAAAUUGUUACACAAUCAUUGCCAGCCAACAUUCCUCCUAGCAAUAUUGGGCAGCUUAGAAAUGAGAACAACUUUAUAGCUGUUGUUGUUAACAGUAGUCUUAAAGUAUUAAAUUUGGAAGUCCUGCCUAUAUAAACACAAACUAAUAUCCCCAUUGUGUCAAAAACUAUGUUGAGCUGUGUUUCUAUCUGCACAAUAGGAACUAGAUCUUCUACCUGGCAACUCUAUGCAUGCCUACUCAGAAAUAAGCCCCACUGAGUUUAAUGGAGCUUACUCCUAGGAAGUGUGCAUAGGAUUACAACCUUAACAAGUUUUUCACUAAACACAUAAAAACAUUUUUUAUAAUGUGUCGUAAAAGGUGUAAUAGCACUCUCUGGGAAGAGGUGGUAAAUCUGGAGAACCUUUAAGAACAUAAGAGCUGGGUGGAUCAGGCCAAAAGCCCAUCUUGUCCAGCAUCCUGUUUUCACAGUGGCCAGCCAGAUGCCAAUGGAAGCCCACAAGUAAGACAAGAGUGCAGCAGUACUUUCCACAUCUGCAAUUGCCAGUAACAGUGAAGGUACAACAUAGUCAUCAUUUGCUAGUAGCCACUGAUAGCCUUAUCAUCCAUGAAUCUGUCUAAUCCACUUCUAAAGCCAUUCAAUUCAGUGGCCACCAUUACCUCUUGCGGGAGCAAAUCCCAUAGUUUAACUAUGCAUUGUGUGAAGAAGUACUUGUCUAUCUCGAAUCUUCCAACGUUCAGCUUUUAAUUGAAUGGCCCCUUUUCAUACAAUGGCCUUAUGCCUGGAUCCUAAAUGCUUGACUUGCAAGUAAAUCGCUCCCAUUUCAAUGGGACAGAAGUAAGCACACUAGAACAGCAACCUUUUUCAGGAUGUCAUUUUGUUUCUCCUGAAUGAAAACAGGAUCAGAUGUUGAUGUUCUAGGACUGUAAGGGUCCAUUGGCAAUAUUUAUUCAAGGACUACUUAUUUCUAAUUCUGAAAACGGGAAAAUGCUUUAAAAACAAUCAUGAUUUUUGAAGUAAUUUAUGGAGACAGAGUUUUUAAAAAAAGAAAGGACAAAAGCUAGCAUACAACAAAAAUGCAGUUUUAUUCCUAAUUUAGUUUAAAAUAUGCAGUUAUUUUCAUACAAAUCAAAGUCAGAUUCACCCUGACUUUCUAUGCAUUGUGAUACAAGUUUGUUUAUUGAGACUGCAAGUUUAUACGCACCUAGGAGUAGACCCUAUUGAACUCAGUGGGGCAUACUUCUGAGCAGACAUGCACAGGAUGGUGCUGUCAAUGCUUUUAUUCAUUAUUUUUAGUCAAUCAAAAUGUGCCAUUGAAUUUGAUUCAGUAGAGUACUGUGAAUUUUCCUGCAAGAAGAGGAUUGCCUAUUUCUUUUUUUUUCUGACAGAUGUCUUUACCUUUAACAGCACCAUUAGCAAGCAUAAAUUAAUUCAACAGAACUUUUUCCAGCAUGUCAAGAUGCAGUAAUGCAGGCAUAGGGAGCCUCUGGCCCUCCAGAUAUUGCUGAAGUACAACUCACCCCAGCAAGCAUGGCAAUGGCCAGGGAUGAUGGGAGCUGUAGAUAACAAUAUCUGGAGAGCCAAAGGUUCCUCACACCUGCAAAAAGUUUCACUUUCUGCAUGUCACACAGCUGUUGAAGCACAGGUGGUCUGCUAGCAAAAUGAUGGUGAUAUUAUACAUGAAGCAUGAGUAUUUUUUAUCAUAGUGCAGAAAUAGCUUUAUAUGGGAGGCUGUGGUUACUAUAGUCUGCAAAUAUUACAUUUGAUCUUUGUGAUCUCAGUACUAUAGGAUAUGCCUGACCCUGUACAGAUUUCUAAAAAUUUCUAGAUGAUGCCCAUACCAUGACCAUUAGGCCGUGCACCUUGGUGUCUGCUCCCAAUACUUCAUUUCUUAAAAAAGAUGUCCAGAUACCUAGUCUGUCCAAAAAUACCACCCACUUAUCUGGAAGCCUUUCCCCUUAUCUUGAAGAAAAACCAGAAUUACUCAAUGGGAAAAGAAAUGCACUUUGAGCUGUUCAGGAUCACAUUUAUCUGGACUUCCUUCAUAUAUUCUAGAGCUGAGUCGUCACAUUGAUAUGCCUAUUGCAUGGUUGGCCCCGGCACAAAUUAAACCCAGUCCUCCUCAGGUGAUCUUGAUUGGGUUUUUUUCAUCUGUCCACAUUAUAUGCACACAGAGUGAACUAGUCCCAUGUCACAUCUUUCAGCAAUCUGGUUAAUGUUAAACCAUACUUUCAUAGUCAACCUAGGUCAGUAAGAGCUGGUGGGGAGGGGUCAGUGCACACCUGGCCUCCCAUCACCAGCAUCACUGCUGCUUACUGGGAGAGAGAAGGGGAAGGUGGCAGGGAGGUUGAUGCUGUGCCAACCUUAACAGCUCUUGCCAGUGCACUCACAUAGCACUGACCCAGUAAGCGACAGUGACUCCACUGUUGAGAAGCUAGGUAUAUGGUGCCACCUCUCCCCAUUCCCCACUAUUGACCCAGGCUAAAUACAAUCCUAGACCAGAAUUCUUCCUAUUCUGUUGUUGUUGGCCUCAAUCUGCAUCCAACACCUGUAAGAAGUCUGGAAACUAAAAAGCCAAAAUAUGUGAUGUGUCAUUUUCUUUCUAUGGUGUAUCUACAGCCACUUCAUUGACACAAUCACACCAAUAUUGGAGCAUGGCACUACAAAGGGAACGAGACUAGUGCCAAGUCUAGCAGGAGACAUAAGUGAUUCCCAGCAGGAAAAUGUUGGUUGACAUAAAGAGGGAGGGGGGAUGUUCUCUAACUUCGGUGUACAGCCACCAUAAUAGCUGAAUACGUAUGAAGCCAUUCUGAAGAGUCAUAGCCAAAACGCAGAAAUUACCAUUCAAAGCCAGAGGAUAAGCCAUAUUUAAUUAUUGGAGGUGCUUCCUGUCAGUAAUAUAGCAAUAUCUAUUGUAAAUGUAUAUUUCAAAGGGAAGCAACUUGUUAAAGCUUUGCAGGGAAACUACUUGUAUUUUCAGUGCUCAAAAUUAACUGUAUUUAUACCAAGAAGUUGUUUGUGAUGGUGGUGUAUACAUGCUUGUCAAAAAUCCCUUCUUUGACAGGAUUGUACAGAAAUAACUUCUGUUAGAGCUGAGGUUUACCCCAGGGAUUGGUAUAAAUAAAAUAUAUAAUGUAGACCGUCCGUCCCCCACCUGGUGUCCGCUAGAUAUUUUGUUCUAUAUAUCCCAUCAUCACUGGCCAUUGACCAUGUUUUCUUGGAUGUAUGGGAGUUGUAGUUCAACAACUUAUGGAGGGCACCAGGUUGGAGAAGGCUGAUUUAGACAGCCAUUUACAACGCAGAAACUUGGCUUCAUAAAUUUGUACCAACCUUUCUACAAGCAGUUAUUAUUUUCCUAUAUGAAAAUGGCAGAGCCACCAUACUCCAAGAGCAUCAAAAAUCCCUUGACAUAAAUUCAGUUCAAACCCCUUGCCCAGCCUUUUUUACCUGUAAAAUAAAUGGGGAUUAAAACUAAUUUUGGGGAAAUGGGGCAAGGGAGUCAGAAAUGAACCCUGCCACCUCAGAAAUUCCCAAGUAAUUCUGAGUUAAGCCACCCUUCCAUACACCCCUUGGUGUUUUGUCUCAGCUCAUGAUAGUUCAGCACCAUGCCUGCCAUCCAUCAGUUUCCUUCCUCUGCACUUUCACAACCUUACCAAGUUGUAGGAGGAGUGAGUGAGGAGUGGAAACAGCUGAUGUAAACUCUGGAAAAUGUAGGGUUUUCUCCUGAUUCAUUGCCCAGGAGGACUUUGGGGGGGGGAACCUACACUACCCAAAAUUAAAUCAAGAGUGUUCAAUAAAGAUGUGUAGGGUCAGCAGUGCUCACUUUAGGCAGUGUAGUUUUUUAUUGUUUUAUUUUAUUUGUCCUGAUGCAUUAAUCUAGACCAGCCUUUCCCAACCAGUGUGCCUCCAGAUGUUGUUGAACCACAACUCCCAUCAGCCUCAGCCAGCAUUGCCAAUGGUCAGGAAAGAUGGGAGUUGUGGUCCAACAACAUCUGGAGGCACACCGGUUGGGAAAGGCUGAUCUAGACAAAUAAAAAAAACUACAGUCCCCAGAGUUCCAAUCAACAAUGGAAAUGAGGCCAGCUCUACCAUUAGGCAGAGUGAGGCACUCGCCUGAGGCAGCAUAUGCUGGGGAUUGUGAAGUGGAAGCAAGGUGUUAGAGGACAUAGCUGUGCGUGCCAUGUGGCUUAGCCCUGAGCCCCCUAAGCUAGCUUGCUGUCCUCAGUUGAGGUGGAGGAUGUUGUCCCAUCACCAGGGUUUAAGUAUGAUUCAAAUGCUGGACUGGUGGCUUCUGUAUGUGAGAUGUGGGAUGCCAUUUUAUCCUUAACCUCAGGCAGCAAAAUGUCUUGGGCCAGCCCUGAAUGGGAAGUUUGAAUAUGUCCAGAAGCCUCCACUGCUGAGAGAUGGAAUUUCAGGAUAAACAGAUUGCUUUAACAAGCAAAUGGCUACAUUUGCCUUCCCUCACCACAAUUUGUGCAUUUGGGGGGAUGUUGGGAAAGACAGAGGAGGGCUGGGUGAGAAUCCUGCCUGAAACCAUGGAGAGCCACUGCCAGUCAAUGUAGACAAUACUGAGCUAGAUGGACCAGUGGUCUGACUCAGUAGAAGCUGGCUUCCUGUGUUCCUAUGUAAUUCUAAUUUCAAAAAUUGAAAACUUUCCUGAGAUUGUUCAAAGAAGGUUCAAAAGGAUACAUCCUAUUCCAAAUUGGGAUGUGCAGAUUUUGUCCAUCACUAAAAUAUCAUGCUAAUUCACAAUAUUUUAGGGGGAAAAUCUAAUUCUGUUGAUCCCAAAUAGGUGUCCAGCAUCACACUGCAAGCUUGAGGAAAUAACAAUGAGGCUCCGUCUGCACUAUACUUUUAAAACAGUAUUAUACCACUUUAAACUGUCAUUCCCUAUAAAAUCCUGGGAGCUGUAGUUUGUUAUGGGUCCAGGCCGGCACCAAGUAUGACUGGCCCUUGGGCACAAGGUUGCCCUGGGCCUGUGUUGUCAUGGUUCCCAACACCCCACCCCACCUACCUCCCACCCCGUCAUGUCAGUGAGCUGUGCACACACACCUACCAUCACCCGAGGUAAGUAUAUGCAUGCAGGAGGUAGGUGGGCUAAGCAGGCCUAUUUAAGCCCUUGCCAGCUGCAUGGGGGGAGGUGUUUCAUAGGAUGAUGGCACUCUUGCUCCACAGCAGUGUCGGGUUGCUGGGCUCAGUGACCCGACACUGGCACAGAUUACAAAGCGGGAGCUCCAUCCUCUUGGCCUAAGCAAGGGUGUCUCAAGGGCCCUCACAGAGUGCCCGACCUGGCCGCCCACUUGCAUCAGGUCUGUUAAGUAUGCUGAGAGUUGUUAGGAAAACCCUAUCACUAGAAGCUAAAAUGAUGAAACUGAGGUUAUCAUACUUUGGACACAUAAUGAGAAGACAUGAUUCACUAGAAAAGACAAUAAUGCUGGGAAAAACAGAAGGGAGUAGAAAAAGAGGAUGACCAAAUGAGAUGGAUUGAUUCCAUAAAGGAAGCCACAGACCUGAACUUACAAGAUCUGAACAGGGUGGUUCUGUUAUGCUAUUGGAAGUCGCUGGUUCAUAGGGUUGCCAUAAGUCGUAAUUGAUUUGAAGGUACAUAACACACACAUUCCCUUCACAGUGUGACAAUUCCUAUGGAAGAAGGAUUGAUUGUUCAGCCACUGUGGAAAUUGCAGUUCUGUGAAGGGAAUAGGGAUCUUUCACCAACUCUCAGCAGCCUUCACAAACUACAGUUCCCAGGAUUCUUUGGGGAAGGCAUGACUGUUUAAAGUGGUAUGUUACUGCUUUAAAUGCAUAGUGCAGAUGGAGCCUUAUUUGCAACCAAAUAAUAUGAAGAAAAUUGUUCUUCUAAGCUACAAAUAAAAUUUUAUAGCAGAUGACAUCUGUAUAUAUAAUCGACCAGUGCCAGUCAUGAAUGACUGACCUUCCUUGGAGGUCACUAUAGAAUGAUAGUUUGGUGCUAUCUUUCUAGCCCUGAUUUGUCUAAGAAAUAUCUUUUCAACAGGUUAUUAGACUCUGGACCUAGACAGGGCCUAGUUGAAGAGAUAGUGGACAGGGAUCAUCAUGACAUCUUUGGGGCAAAGAUAUUCCCUUAUAUUGUGAGUUUAUUAUUUAUAUGCAAUUUUCUUGAUAAAAAAUCCCUCCAAAAAGUUGAAAACAAAUAAAGAUAUUAUACUCAAUAAAAACCACAACAUCUUUAAACCAAGUCACAAAGUAUAAUUCCAACAAAUAAUAGAUCACAUAUUUAAAAACUGACUGGAAUAAAUAUAUCUUUAAACAUCAUAUUGAGAUAGACAAAGAGGAAGCCUGGUAGAUGACCACUAGGAGAUGCUUCCAGAAUCUCAGCAUCACCUCCAAGAAGGCCCUCUCCCUCUCUCUCUUCCUACCUGUCCUCUCACCCUCUGUCUCUUAUGGUAGACUAGGUUCUGACUGAAACAGAAUUUGGACUUUAAACAUUGCAAUUUAAAUGUGGCAUUCAGUAGAGAAAAGGUUUGGCUAGGGUUAGAAUGACUUGGGUUUGGAGAGACAUGGAUCAUCGCCCUUUGCCUCAGACCAGGCAACAUGGUGCCAUCCAUCCACUGGGGACUACAACUCCUAUCAGCCCCAGCCAGCGUGGUCAAUAGCCAGGGGCGAUGGGAGGUGUCGUCCACCUUGACCUCAGACUGUUGCUACAAUUCCAUUUGACUCCCCACAUUUAGAGAUAGAAGUCAAGUAAAUGUGCUUGUGUCAUCUAGCAACCAUGUAUCUGUGAAAUAGUAUGUUUUCUUUUUUAAAAUGAGUAUUAAGCUUAUCUAUCAGAACACUAUCAUGAUUUUGUUAAGUGUUAUAUUGUUGAGUCAAUAUGGACAUUGUGUUUUUAAUGUACUCAUAUUACCUCAUUGUUUUUACCUCAUGUCUUGUUAUCAGUCAAAAAAAAAGCCUGUAAAUAUAUAAC